CCGCACGCACGCGAAACCUAACCAUCACAAUUCCAUACUUUUGCUGCAAUGUUUCAGAGGAAGACAGGAAUAAAAGGAUUAAAGAUGUACUGGCUGCCGUAAGUAUUUUAGCUAUUUCUAGCUAUUUUAUAAGUGCACAUUCGCGAAUUCAAGAUGUUAGCACAAUGCACAACAAGUUUGCUCAAAAGUUCCGAAAGGUAUCUGAUGAGUCUUUUAGCCAAGACGAAAUGCAGCGUAUUACCAGCCACGAAGUAUUUUUCCACAAGCAUUUCGCAAUAUUUUAUGGCAGAAAUGAAAUGUCCGUAAUACUAAAGGCAAUCAUUCAACUAAAUUGAAAUCUCACUGUACCUUAAUCGUCACGUUUACAUUUUUCUUCUGUACAAAAAUAUUUCGGAAUCUUACUCACUGAUACAUUUUGAGUGGUUUAUGUAUCAAUAUCCUUUUCUAAGUACUUUGAAAAUGAAAAGUUUAUACCCUUCUUAACCAACAGGUAUCUUUUUACAACACUAGCUCUACAGGGGCUAUUUCUGUAAAAAGGCCACUGUCCCAUGUGUCGAGAGGUUCAAUUAUAUUAAGUCGCUAAAACGAACAUUUUACAGGUUAGGUUAGUUUUUGUGCUUUUCCAGUUGUCUGUGUUCACGAAUUAAGUGUUUCAGAUAUCGGGACUUGGCGGUCAGAAAACUUGAUCUUGUAAACCACUCCUUGUCUUUGUUAGCCUUGUUAGCUAUGCCCUUUUCUUAUGCCAUUCAUUUAGCAAUGGUUACAGUGUAGCUAUCAGUCCAUAGGCUGCCGGCAAGAAUAGUUAGGUUAUGUUAGGGUUGUAAGAUUCUAUUCUAUUCCUAUCUCUGCCGACAGGUAGUGCUAACGCUUUGUUAAAUUGUCUUGCUAUAUUUUCGUGAAUGAAUUAUCCAGUAAUUGUCAUUUUUUUUACUCAUUUCACCGCGUCGGAUUGCAUAAGCGCUCAUUUUUAGGCGUCUAAGUUGAAAACACUCCAAGAAAUUCCAUCAAAUUUCCACUAAGGAAAACCUUUGCUGACCUUCAUGGGUGGAAAUGCUUAUUUUUCGACUUCUUGAAUCAGUUUGUGCGAGUAAUAUAGUUGGCUAAUGAUAUACAAUAUCCAUGACUUCAAGCCUCAAGUCAACGUAUCAGACAAGAAAAGGGCGAGCUUGGAUGUACCGUCGGAGCAUCAGACCAAGGAACAUCCGAGCCCGCAAAUAACAUAUACAUAACAUUUCUGCUUUCGGAAAAUCAAGGAACAGUUUACAACGUCUAAUUUACGGUCUGCUAAAGGCCGUUAAAUUCGAAAAUGAUGACUUCCGCUCAGGUUGUCGAAACCGCUGUCAAUGAUCACUAUCUCCAGAACUGCUUGAAUAAAAUACUUCUACUAUCACCAAAAACGGUUCUUCACUCUCACAUGCUCUACUCUUAUAUAUAGUCACUUCUGCUGUCUAAUUCUUUUUCAGCUUCAAGACCUUGCUGUAAUUCCUGGCUUGCGAGAUCCACGUUUGAAUUUUGCAGAGUCCGUCAUAGAAGGGCACACCCCAGGCAUGAACACUACUGGACAUUCUUACUUAAGGGUAGUUUUGUGGUUUUCUUUCCUGUCUCCCAUGAUUUUGGGUCCAUUUUUAUAUUUUUGGGUGUUACAAUAUUUAAAAGAUGAUACUCAAGGUAGCUCACUCUUGGAGGAUUGCGAUGGAAAACGUUAUAAGUGUAAAUAUAUUUGUUGUGGUAAAGAAAAACCACUGAUACGUUCAGUAACUAUAUUUUGUUGCGUCCUGUUGCUGAUAGAGGUUAUAUUUGUUUCUGUAAGUGUGAGUGAAUCUACCGAAAUUUCAAGAAGAGGAAAUUUGUCGAGUGUUUUUUAUGCACUCAUUGUGCUUAUACCAGAGUGGUUAAUUAUAUGCUGUUCUAACUGCCUUUGUUGUGCAGAUUUGAAUAUCAGUUCAUUUUUCAGCAGAUUACUGCUUAUCAUGUGCACUAGCUUUGUUAGUUACCAUUUUAGCUGGGUUGCAGUGGGUAUCAUGGUUAAUCCAGCUUGGGGCGUGUCUAUUUUGCUGAUACUUUCCUUUUUUUUCAUUACCUUAUUUUUUGUAAUCAAUGAAACAAUCCACUCAGAUGACUCCUGCUUUUCCACCUUUUUCGCAUAUACACCUGGCUUCCUUGGUCUUUGCGUUGUUGUUGUUGUUCCUCCAUUAUUAGUUGGGCAGUCAUUUUAUGGCAGGGAAACUGCAGAUGAUAUUCUAAAGGUAGUAUUAUUGCCUGUUAUCGGUGCUGUGUCAUGGCUGUCCUUCAAAUCCCGCAGAACUUCCUCAGAUACUUCACAGUUUAUUAAGGCUGCAAAGGAAGUAGCAGAAGCAGCGAGGGCUCUGGCCGAAAAAAUAACUGUAGCUCAGCCUGAUGGGACUGUGGUUGAUUCUGUAAUUGCGAGAGCUGCUACAGCUACAUCCUCUGCAGCUGUUGCAACUGCAGCGGCGGCUGAAGCUGUGGCUGUUGCUUUGGCUGCAACUGAGACUGAAAAUUCAAACACUAAAGCCUUGCGACGUAGGGACAAAUUAAGCAAUGAGAGAGUUCCCCUGAACGAAAUGAAGUAA
Pocillopora meandrina is the source of this 2591-nucleotide messenger RNA. NCBI's taxonomy places the organism in Eukaryota, Metazoa, Cnidaria, Anthozoa, Scleractinia, Pocilloporidae. The record is from the annotation of a GenBank genome assembly.